UGUGGGCCUGAUGGAGGAACGAAGCCUUCGUGGACGAGUGAGCCGUCAAUGAACGUACCGUUUCCUCGCACGCCCAAAUAUCAGAAUCCCAAAUGAGGCAGUUUAUGAAAAUACAGUGGAAGGAUUAGAAAUGAGCUCAUUCGAGGGACAGCCAAAGCUGGAUGUUUUGGAGACAAGAUUCGAGAGAGCAGACUUGGAUGGUUUGGACGUGUUCAGAGGCGAGAGGAGAGAGUGAGUACGUUGGUAGAAGGAUGCUGAGGAUGGAGCUGUCAAGGAAGAGAGAGCGAGAGAGAGGAAGACCAAAGAGAAGGUUGAUGGAUGUGGUGAGGGCGGUUGGGGUGUUGAGAGAGGAAGAUGCAGGAGAUGGGCCAAGAUGGCAAAAGAUGACACGCUGUGGCGACCCCCCUAACGGGACAAGCCGAAAGGAAAAGAAGAAGAAGAAGAAUGAAAAGACAGUGGACGGGAACGUCACUGACUUCAAAGACUUUUGUCAGGAUAGUUACGCGGGGUGACACUUGGUGGUCAUGGCUCGUACCAAGCAAACUGCCCGUAAGUCCACAGGAGGAAAGGCUCCUCGUAAGCAGCUGGCCACCAAGGCAGCACGCAAGAGCGCCCCCUCAACUGGUGGCGUCAAAAAGCCCCAUCGUUACAGGCCUGGUACUGUGGCUCUAAGAGAGAUUCGUCGGUACCAGAAGUCCACAGAGCUGCUGAUCCGCAAGCUGCCCUUUCAGCGCCUGGUCAGGGAGAUCGCUCAGGACUUCAAGACUGAUUUGCGUUUUCAGAGUGCUGCGAUUGGUGCGCUGCAGGAGGCCAGUGAGGCCUACCUGGUCGGCCUAUUUGAGGACACCAACCUGUGCGCCAUUCACGCCAAGCGGGUCACCAUCAUGCCCAAGGACAUCCAGCUGGCCCGCCGGAUCCGCGGAGAGCGUGCUUAGGAAGCAAUUUUGACCUUUUUCCUUUUCUUUCUUAAUUUCUUUCCUUGCCUCCCAUCUCCCCAGCUUCUCAGUAGACAACAUUUUAAGAGGUAGAAUUGUGUUGAUGUUUGGUUUCUUUGUGUUCACCAAAUGUUUCAGGCUAACUGUGCCUGUGCACGGACAAGGUGUUGCAGAUCAGGUAAACGUAGGCAUGCGCGUUCACCCAUGCUGGGUUUGAGAGGGGCCAUCCAGACACCUGUCAGACAUUUGGGUCCACGUUGGAUUCUCGGUCUGCGGAUGGGCUGAGAAGAGGGGCUAGUCUGCUUAAGGGGAGCUGCAACUUCCACAGCAGGGUGCUAUUAAAACUAGUCCUGACACUCACCUAGUCCGUCGUCACCUCUCCUCUCAUUGCAGCUCGACGACUCGCUCGACCUUCUCUGAGCGUAUCUCUGCCUCAGAAGUGUGUGCGAGGAGUCAAGUUUUGUGUGCGUGUGUCUACUCUGACCUUCUCAACCGCCUGUAAUCGACAAGCAAACAAAAAUCGUCAUAUGUGAUAAUUGUGCAAAUAGUGUCUGUUUUUGUUUUACUUGUCCAAAUCAGAAAUCACCCCAUCCUUUUCCACUUCUGGAAUUGAAGCAUGAAAAAAAAAAAAACAAAGGCUUAUUUUAGGGUGGGUUUUUUUUUUUUUUUUUGAAACGGUAACGGCUUUUGUCCAAGAUUAGGAAUUGUAUUUUUGAUCGCAGGCAACAAGGGGGAAAGAUUUUACCAGCAGUUGUUCCCUGUUGGGCAACAAGUUUUUUUUUUUUUUGUCAUUUUAAUUUUUAACAGGACAUACAACUGAGGGUGUCAUUUCUCACCUCUCCUAGUUUUCUCUUCCUUUCUCCAAAUUUGAAUACACACUAUGAACUCAUUGCUUUAUUUCAUAUUUUGGGGGGAAAUGCUCAAGAUUUUCAAUGUAAGAAUAAGAUGGCAUUUGUAUUUUCCAAAUUUCUCAUACGAUAGCAUUAAAUAGAUGUUGAAAAGAAAUGGAUGAAAGAAGCAGUUUUCUUUCUUCCAUUAACAAGCAGAAACUUG
This is a messenger RNA of Syngnathoides biaculeatus (alligator pipefish), 1988 nucleotides long. RefSeq names its product H3 histone, family 3C (gene h3f3c). Gene Ontology annotation, molecular function: structural constituent of chromatin; DNA binding; protein heterodimerization activity. NCBI's taxonomy places the organism in Eukaryota, Metazoa, Chordata, Actinopteri, Syngnathiformes, Syngnathidae. Gene Ontology annotation, cellular component: nucleosome. The transcript has 4 exons. Bases 525 to 935 code for a protein of 136 amino acids. The record is from RefSeq and is a predicted model, not a curated record.